Messenger RNA from Syngnathus acus (greater pipefish), 1692 nucleotides. It is a transcript of the gene dhcr7, whose product is annotated as 7-dehydrocholesterol reductase. The record is from RefSeq and is a predicted model, not a curated record. Bases 142 to 1575 code for a protein of 477 amino acids. The transcript is spliced from 7 exons. Gene Ontology annotation, biological process: brassinosteroid biosynthetic process; cholesterol biosynthetic process. NCBI's taxonomy places the organism in Eukaryota, Metazoa, Chordata, Actinopteri, Syngnathiformes, Syngnathidae. Gene Ontology annotation, molecular function: 7-dehydrocholesterol reductase activity. Gene Ontology annotation, cellular component: endoplasmic reticulum membrane.
GCGUGCCUACUCGAUAACGGUGAGUUCCAUCCAGAGGUGCGGUGGGGAAGAGCCGACGGUGGAGCGACGACUGCCGGGUGCGUCGUUAAGGUUGUCCCGCUGAGAAGAGCACAAAGGGCGGCGCUGUUAAAAGUGUCAGACAUGAACGGUGCCACUGAAGUCACCAGGAGGCGGGUCCAAAAUGGCAGCCACAGUCCGUUGGCAUCAGCUAAAACAGCAGAGCCUGUGCAGUGGGGGAGAGCCUGGGAAGUGGAUUGGUUUUCUCUGCUGAGCGUGGUGGCCCUGCUCUGCUUGGCGCCGUUCAUCGUCUUCUUCUUCGUGAUGGCUUGCGACCAGUACCAGUGUUCCGUUACACGGCCCCUCCUGGAGCUCUACGGCGGCGAGAGCACCCUACUCUCCAUCUGGGCCCGCGUACCCUUCGUCACCUGGUCGGCGGCCAAGAUCUACGCCGCGUGGGUCACCUUCCAGGUGGUGUUGUACAUGCGCUUGCCCGACAUCCUGCACAAAGUGCUGCCCGGUUACGUCGGGGGAGUUCAGGACGGCGCCCGAACCCCAGCAGGCCUCAUCAACAAGUACGAGAUCAACGGGCUGCAGUGCUGGCUCGUCACGCACGUCCUGUGGUUGGCCAACGCCCGCUACUUCCUGUGGUUCUCGCCCACCAUCAUCUUCGACAACUGGAUCCCGCUCAUGUGGUGCGCCAACGCGCUGGGUUACGCCGUGGCCACUUUUGCCUUUGUCAAGGCCUACUUGUUCCCCACCAACGCGCAGGACUGCAAGUUCACGGGCAACGUCUUCUAUAACUACAUGAUGGGCAUCGAGUUCAACCCGCGUGUGGGCAAGUGGUUUGACUUCAAGCUGUUCUUCAACGGGCGCCCGGGCAUCGUGGCGUGGACGCUCAUCAACCUUUCCUACAUGGCCAAGCAACAGGAGCUCUACGGUCACGUCACCAACUCCAUGCUGCUGGUUAACGUCCUGCAGGCCAUCUACGUGUUGGAUUUCUUCUGGAACGAGGCGUGGUACCUCAAGACCAUCGACAUCUGCCACGACCACUUUGGCUGGUACCUGGGCUGGGGCGACUGCGUGUGGCUGCCUUACCUCUACACGCUACAGGGCCUGUAUCUGGUCUACCACCCGGUGCAACUGUCACCGCCGCACGCCGCGGCCGUGUUGCUGCUGGGCCUGGCGGGCUACUACAUCUUCCGCGCCGCCAACCACCAGAAGGACCUAUUCCGCCGCAGCGAGGGCGCCUGCACCAUCUGGGGCCGGCCCCCCUCCUUCAUCGAGUGCUCGUACCGCUCGGCCGACGGCGGCGCGCACCGCAGCAAGCUGCUGACGUCGGGCUUCUGGGGCGCGGCGCGCCACUUCAACUACACGGGCGACCUGAUGGGCUCGCUGGCGUACUGCGCCGCCUGCGGAUUCGGCCACCUGCUGCCGUACUUCUACAUCGUCUACAUGAGCGUCCUACUGGUGCACCGGUGCCUGCGCGACGAGCACCGUUGCGGAAGCAAGUACGGCGCCGACUGGAAGCGCUACACCGACGCCGUGCCGUACCGACUCAUCCCGGGAAUCUUCUAGGCUUGGCGGAGGUUCUCAAAGCCAGCCGCAACUUGGCAGGUCCACAAAAUCAUUUGCAAUAAAUCACGUGGUAGCAUUUAGCAAAGACACAACGACAGUGUUGCAAAGUGACAGAAA